CAAAAUAUGGAUAGAUUGGUUAACCGAAGGGGACUGCAUAGCUGGCGUGCAUGAUGUAAUUGUCAAAAAUGCUAUUAUUGAUGCAUUCAGAAUAGCACAAGAGCAAAAAUGUAGCUUAUGGGGAGUCUCUUCAAUGAUGAGUGAGGAUAGAAAGAUGUAAUCUUUAAUAGGAAUAAGCAAGAUCUUAAUGAUCAUGGCACUAGUCUCUCCAUCUUUGCUUCAUUACAUUCUUAAGUCUUUCUUUGAUAUUCAUAUUGUUUUUGCUGAGUUACUCCUCACUAGCUUCGUGGAUCGUUGGCUUUCUCCUCCUUUAGGUGCAAUAAAGUUGAAUGUUGAUGGUUGUUUGUUUGGUGAUGGUACCUCUUAACAGAAUUGUUGGUGCAAAUUGGGUGCUGGGAUUUGUUGGGAGGUAACCUGAAAGCAUGGCUUCCGUAAUAUUGUGCACGAGAUGGAUUUCUGGGAGGCUUUUUUCUUGCGCCAGUGUCACCGGGCAAAUGGGUCCAUAUGCUCAGUGGCUGAUUUUUGCAAUUCAUAGGCUUCUAAGGCGUGCUUGGCAGGUUUGUUGUGUCUUGAUUUCUAGGAAUGCAAACAAAUGUGCCAAUGCUUUAACUUGUGGUGGUGCAGCGCAAAGGAAUGACCUCCAAAUCGUUGCGUUUCCUCAGUGGUUACGCAACUUCUGCGAGUUGAUGCUUAUUUGUUUUAGCUUCUAGCUUUUCUUUGUUUCUACCUUCUAUACUCUACCAAAAUCAAGAGCUUAAUGAAAUUGACUUUGAUGAGGGUUAUAUUGACUUGUAACAUUUGUCUGCCACAUGUAAUUGUUUACACAUAGCAUAAGAUGCAGUUCUGAAGACAUUGGGACAUCUUGUAGAAUCGCUACAAGCAAACCAAUUCUCACCACUUUGUCAAGCAGGAGAGCAUGCUAGCUUGCACUGAUCAAUCUUAUUGUAGAAGGAAGCUCUCACUGAUAGAAAGGGCUAGAGCAAUUAAAGGAUGAAGCUUUUUGAAUCAAAGGUUCCCUGGUUCUUUCUGGUUUUGUAUUGCAUCACAAUUUUGGGGGCAAAAGGCCAAAGUACACCUUGCACAAGCACUUUCUUCUCUGCCCUAGUGCAGCUCUUACCUUGCAGGACAGCAGUUGCUCCUUUCAGCCCCAUCCCACCUUCCGACGACUGCUGUAAUGCCGUCAUGGCAUUAGGUCAACCGUGUUUGUGUUUUCUUGUGAAUGGCCCUCCGAUAUCUGGUGUAGACCGGAACAUGGCUUUGCAGCUUCCAGAGAAGUGCGCUGCAAACUUCGAGCCAUGUGAUAUCAUGAAGUGAAGAGGCUAGAGACUAGAGCAGAUAUGCAUUUUUAGACUCGAGUAUUUUUAUUAGGCGCCACCUUUGUAGUGCUUCUCACAAUAAGGUUGCAUGGGAUUAUGUGAUGAAUGAAAAUUAGGUUGAGUUCAAUCCAUGUUGCUGUAUGGUUACAUAGAGCAUCAUGUGAAAACAUAAGUCCUUAUCCAUCAUGCAUGUUCUUUCACUAUGAUCAUUCUAAUAUAUAUCUCUUACUCCACUAUAGCAGCCAUGUUCUGUCUCAUGGUUAUAGUAUGCCUUUUAAAUGUAAAAAAUUCAGACAAGAUUUGGUUAGUCUACGCUCUUUUUGUUCUUAAAUAAAUAAAUGUUGGUUGGACA
This is a messenger RNA of Arachis ipaensis, 1668 nucleotides long. RefSeq lists its product as uncharacterized. Gene Ontology annotation, molecular function: fatty acid binding. Gene Ontology annotation, biological process: systemic acquired resistance. Lineage: Eukaryota; Viridiplantae; Streptophyta; Magnoliopsida; Fabales; Fabaceae. The record is from RefSeq and is a predicted model, not a curated record.